Molecule: messenger RNA, 258 nt
Organism: Metarhizium album ARSEF 1941
Lineage: Eukaryota; Fungi; Ascomycota; Sordariomycetes; Hypocreales; Clavicipitaceae
Product: phosphotransferase family protein
Exons: 2
Coding region: 1-258 (85 amino acids)
Source: RefSeq, a predicted model, not a curated record
AUGGCGCCCAACAACAACGACGGCGAUUUUGUCAACGACGAGCCUGUUACUUCCAACGUCAAGGAUGUCAAGCCCCUUCCACCAGAUGUCUCCGAGGAGGACAUUGACGAGACGGUUCGCAGAAACCCUGAAAUGCAGGAAGAUAUGGUUGAUGGGAUUGACGAGUCCAACAUCAUAGAAGAGACUACACGAGGAGCGCAGCCCGAGGGCGGGUCGUAUAAGGAACCCAGCGAUGACGUGAGCGACCUGGUGAAGUAG